AUGAGAUUCUUUGUGUGUGUUUUGGCUCUAGCCGCCACAUUGGCAACAGCAAAUGCAGGACUUCUGGGUCUGCUGAAAGGUGGCGGAGGCGGCGGCGGCGGAGGAUAUGGCGGCGGCGGCGGCGGCGGCGGCGGAUGGAGCGGCGGUGGGGGCGGAGGCGGAUGGAGUGGAGGUGGUGGCGGUGGAUAUGCCAGUAAUUAUGGAUAUGGCGGCCACGGCGGCGGUGGCGGCGGCGUACAAGUCAUCAAAGUUAUUCACACCGAUGGCGGUGGCUACGGAGGCGGUGGCUACGGAGGCGGUGGGUACGGAGGCGGUGGCUACGGAGGAGGAUAUUCCGGGGGAUAUUCUGGUGGUCACGGCUACAGCGGUGGGGGCGGUGGUGGUCAUGUUGAGGUUUACAAGGUGAUUACCACAACUUCUCACGGUUCCGGCGGCUAUGGUGGUGGCGGCUAUGGCGGUGGCGGCUAUGGCGGUGGCGGUUAUGGCGGUGGCGGUUAUGGCGGUGGUGGCUGGUCUGGCGGCGGCGGAGGCGGCGGUGGCUGGUCCAGCGGCAAGUCCGGUUGGUGGAAGAAAUAA
Molecule: messenger RNA, 576 nt
Organism: Scaptodrosophila lebanonensis
Lineage: Eukaryota; Metazoa; Arthropoda; Insecta; Diptera; Drosophilidae
Product: acanthoscurrin-1
Exons: 3
Coding region: 1-576 (191 amino acids)
Source: RefSeq, a predicted model, not a curated record